Messenger RNA from Bathycoccus prasinos, 576 nucleotides. RefSeq lists its product with no specific name. Gene Ontology annotation, molecular function: protein binding. Bases 1 to 576 code for a protein of 191 amino acids. Lineage: Eukaryota; Viridiplantae; Chlorophyta; Mamiellophyceae; Mamiellales; Bathycoccaceae. The transcript has a single exon. The record is from RefSeq and is a predicted model, not a curated record.
AUGGUCGCCGACGCGGUUCACGAGCUCCCUUCGUCUAUCAUUGUGCACCCAACCAGAGGUCAGCUCCACCACACGAACCCGCUCGUUCCGGUGGGAUGGCAACACCCGCAAAUAGCGAGUAGUUCCUGUACUAAUAAAGCGUUCGGGUUGGACGACUUCCACGACUCGUUGUUGGAAACGAUUUUGUCCUUCAUGGACGCGGAAACGAUCUUACUGACUGGGCAAACCUGUAAGCGUUUGCACGCUUUGUGCGAGCGAGAGGAACUCUGGGCCGCUUUGGUGAACACGCGCUUUGGCCACCGGCCGAAUCGAACCAUCGUGAGUUCAGAAAAGCAUCAAAAACAGAAAAGGAAUGGAGAAACUCUGGAGGAGGAGAAGCGGUUUUGCAUCGUCAAGCGCUUGAGCUGGAAAAUGGUGUACAAGAAACACCGAGAAGUGUUGUUCGCUCUGUUUCGCGGGAACAGCAACGGGCGCGUGCAACAAUUCGGCGGGGAUUUCUUCAUCAAUCACGCGAACGAGCUGGCAUUGCCGCCGUCGAAUUCGUCAUCUGCAAAUGCCGUGAUGAUGAUGGCGUAG